AUGCUGGGAAGAGCCUUUGUACGAAGAAACGAGGCGUUACGCCGUGCUCCGGCCACGGUAGGCUCCCGCCGCUUCCUCCACCUCGCGCCCCCGUUCCUCCUCGAGGACUACAUGCCCCGAUACAUGACAUUGUCCUCUAUCGAUGAAUCCAAAAAGCGAUCCAAGGCUUACGCCCAUCUUUCCAACUGCAAUCUGUGCCCGCGACUAUGCGGUGUGAACCGCUUCGAAAAGACCGGAAUGUGCCUGAUUGGCGACAACACGAAGGUCAAUGGGCACAAUGGCAGUGGCGCUGUAUUCUUCUCGGGCUGCAACCUCCGUUGCGUCUUCUGUCAAAACCAUGACAUCGCCCAUCAGCGCAACGGCCAGGAUCUGACGCCCGAAGAACUGAGUGAAUGGUACAUGAAGCUGCAGCAGGUUGGCCGCGUCCACAAUAUCAACCUCAUCACCCCGGAGCACGUUGUUCCUCAGGUCGUGCUUAGCAUCCUACAUGCGAAGGAGCUAGGUCUGAAAGUCCCAAUCAUCUACAACACCUCCAGUUUUGAUUCGCUGGCUUCCUUGGAGUUACUGGAUGGCUUGGUCGACAUUUACCUCCCCGAUUUCAAGGUCUGGGAGACGGCCACAUCCAAGCGCUUGCUGAAGGCAGACGACUAUGCUGCCACGGCACGCGAGAGCAUCAAAGCAAUGCACAAACAGGUUGGCGACCUGUGCUUUACCGGAGACGGCAUCGCCAAAAAGGGCAUCCUUGUGAGGCACCUGGUUAUGCCCGGAAAAGAAGCAGAGGGGCAGCGGAUCAUGCAAUUCCUAGCCGAUGAGGUCUCUAAGGACUGUUUCGUCAACAUCAUGGAGCAGUACCACCCAGAUGCUCAUGUUGGCAAGUCUAGAAAACGCACAAAGGAUAGCACCGACAAUCGGAGCGAUGAGGUGCGGUACAACGAGAUCAACCGAGCAGUAUCAGGCGACGAAGUUUCGUCGGUGCGGAGGGCCGCGGAGGCAGCUGGUCUAUGGCGCUUUUGCGAUCCUCCCAGACAUGACGGCUUCAACAUCUGA
Colletotrichum spaethianum is the source of this 1047-nucleotide messenger RNA. RefSeq lists its product as uncharacterized. Bases 1 to 1047 code for a protein of 348 amino acids. The transcript has 2 exons. The record is from RefSeq and is a predicted model, not a curated record. Lineage: Eukaryota; Fungi; Ascomycota; Sordariomycetes; Glomerellales; Glomerellaceae. Gene Ontology annotation, molecular function: iron-sulfur cluster binding; catalytic activity.